Messenger RNA from Cannabis sativa, 780 nucleotides. RefSeq lists its product as uncharacterized. The record is from RefSeq and is a predicted model, not a curated record. NCBI's taxonomy places the organism in Eukaryota, Viridiplantae, Streptophyta, Magnoliopsida, Rosales, Cannabaceae. The transcript has a single exon. Bases 1 to 582 code for a protein of 193 amino acids.
AUGGGUCUCUCGAUUACCGCCGAUCCACCAAGCUGUGUGACUGAAUCCCAUUACAACACCCACAAGGUCUUCUUGCUCUGCAACUACAUUCUCCUCGGUGCAGCCUCAAGCUGCAUCUUCCUCACUCUCUCUCUCCGCCUAGUACCUUCAGUGUGUGGAAUCUUCCUCAUCCUCCUCCACGUCAUCACCAUCAUCGGAGCUGUUUCUGGCUGUACCGCGGCCUCGAGGGGUUCGGGGAAGUGGUAUGGGGCUCACAUGGUGGCUACUGUGCUCACUGCUAUCUUCCAAGGCUCUGUUUCGGUUCUUAUAUUUAGUAGGACUGGGAAUUUUCUUGGGAAUCUUAAGUCUUAUGUUAGAGAAGAAGAUGGUGCUGUGAUUUUGAAAUUGGCUGGUGGAUUGAGUGUGUUGAUAUUUUGUUUGGAAUGGGUUGUGUUGACUUUGGCUUUUUUCUUGAAGUAUUAUGCUUAUGUUGAAGGUGGUCAAACUGGUCAACAGGGUCUUAGGGCUUACCCAAUUAAGAGGACUGCUAAGGUUCAGCAAGAUGAUGAUUUGAAGGAUUGGCCAUGGCCAUUCCAAGUCUAGACUUUCUUUAUUUCUUCUCUUUCGGUUUGAUAAUAUAAGAUGGCCAUAUGCAAUGACCAUGGAUGAUGGAUGAUGUUGUGCCUUUUAUUGUAUUUGGUUCUUUAAUUUGAUUAUAUUCAUUUGUUUAUGUCAUUUUUGCUUUUGUAUAUUUUGGGAUAUGAAAUAUCUAUCUUAAUAUUAUUACUAAAUUUGGUCCAA